Messenger RNA from Acanthamoeba castellanii str. Neff, 2508 nucleotides. RefSeq names its product programmed cell death 6 interacting protein, putative. Gene Ontology annotation, cellular component: endosome. The transcript is spliced from 18 exons. Lineage: Eukaryota; Discosea; Longamoebia; Acanthamoebidae. Bases 1 to 2508 code for a protein of 835 amino acids. Gene Ontology annotation, molecular function: protein binding. The record is from RefSeq and is a predicted model, not a curated record. Gene Ontology annotation, biological process: protein transport to vacuole involved in ubiquitin-dependent protein catabolic process via the multivesicular body sorting pathway.
AUGCUGAGCAUUCCUCUCAAAACGACCAACAAGGUCGAUUUUCUGCAGCCUCUUCAGCAAUUCAUCGUCAGGUCCUUCUCCAAGGAGCAACUGCAGCAGCACGAAGAGGCGCUUAAUCACCUGCAUCAAUUGCGCGAAGAUGUACGUACGGUGACCGAUAAGAGCGAGCACACGCGCGAUGUGUUCUGCCGCUACUAUGGCCUUCUUGAAACUGUGGAGAAGCGCUUCCCCAUCAACGAAGAAAACAUCAAAAUCAACUUCGUGUGGUUUGAUUGCCUCAAGCGCAAGAAGAUCGCUCAGUACAGCAUCCACUACGAGAAAGCGUGCAUCCUCUUCAACAUUGCAGCUAUUAGCAGCCAGAUAGCCGAGGUGCAGAACAGGACCACGCCCGAAGGGCUCAAGAAAGCUUCGCACUUCUUCCAGCUCGCCGCGGGCACGUUCGAGCAGCUGAGAAGCUAUCUCGAAGAGCAUCCGCAGCAAGCAGUCCCUGUUGACUUUAGCGCCGACUACCUCAACAUGGCAAUCAACCUCAUGCUCGCCCAAGCUCAAGAAUGCUUUUGUGAGAAGGUGCAAUACCUCUUUUGCUUCUCUAGACUAGCCGCCCAACCGCUGAACAACCGUGUCGUGAUGGUGGUCCAGGCGGCCAAGGACAACAUCAGCCCUAUGGUAAUGGCCAUGCUCACGGCCCAGGCUGCCGAUUACUACGAUCUGGCACGGGCUCUGAUGAUCGCCGUCUCGCUGUCAAGCUACGUCGAUGCAGUCUGGCCCCAAUAUGCCCAGGUCAAGUCCGCUUAUUUCAAAGCAUCUGCCAAUCACAGCACCGCCACUGUGCUGCACAGCAAGGAUCAGUAUGGCGAUGAGGUGGCACGGCUGCAAAUGGCCGCCAACAUCCUCGCGUCCGGCGAUCUCUAUUGGCCGCUUCGAGCUGUGGCCACUGAAGUCCAGGAUUGGUUCAACCGCUUUAAGGAGGUGGUGGCCAAGGCGAAGGGCACCGCUGAAAAGGAGAAUGACACAAUUUAUCACGAGCGCGUUCCAUCGCAGGAGCAGCUCGUCAAGCUGCCGCAGAAAGCCAUGGUGAAGAGCCUGCCGCCUGGUGACCUGACGCUAAAGAGCGACAAGGAUCCAUUCUCGUCGCUGGUCCCGUUCCACAUUCUCCAAUCGGCAUCGGUGUACAACGAGAAGAAAGCCGGACUGGUGCGUGAGGAGCUCAAACAGAUCCGCGAGCACAGUGACUUCGCCAAGGGGUCCCUCAGCUCGAUGAACCUGCCGGCGUCCAUUGAAGGAUCCGGGGAUAAGGACCCCCUCCCCCCUUCGUUGCGCGAGAAGUCGCGAACUGUGCGACAGGAGGGCGGUCCCGAAGGCAUCGAAGAGCUCGUGAACACUCUGAACAAGUUGGCCGAUGAGGCGCGGAUUUCGCUCGACAAAGCAUUCCAGGUGCUGGAUGAAGAGGAAGAGGACGACAAGCAGAUUCGCGCGCAACAUAUGGGCCGAUGGAACCGACCUCCCUCGCACGCUCUGACUGCCGGCUUGCGCCAGGAGGGAGCCAAGCUCAGGAGCAACUUGGAACACGCCCAGAAGUCGGAUUCGUUCGUGCUUCAGAAGUUCGACGCACACCGACCCGGCAUGGAGGGACUCGCUAUGACCGAGGCUGAACUUCAGAGCGUUAUGCCGGCUGUGGAAGAACUCCCUCCGGAGGCGGAUGAGCCCGUUGAGGCCCUCAAGGAGAGCCUGGGCUACCUGGACUCGUGUAUCGCCCAGAGAAACACGCUCGAGGCCCAGCUGAAGCAGACUUCGGAAAACGACGACGUGACGGGUCUCCUGCUUACUACGCCCUAUCCCCACGAAGUCAUAUUCGCCCAGGAGCUGCGAAAGUACGAGCCCAUUCAAGCCAAGAUAAAGGACAACCUCGCGGAACAGAGCAGGCUUCUGGACACCAUCUCCAACGAAAACACGAGGUUUGUGACUAUCAAGAGCAGAAGCGAGCAGUCGCGCAGGAGGCUCGACCUUCUUGCUCAGCUGGACAAGGCCUACGAAGCCUUCGUCGAGCUUCGGGGCAACCUUCGAACUUACGUUGGUUGCGCCAGCGAGGGUAUCGAGUUCUACUCCAACUUCGACGAUGUGGUUAGCAGCUUCCGCACCAAGUGCAAGGACUUUGUCUUUGCGCGAGGACAGGAGAAGAAGGACCUCUUGACCCAGCUCCAAUCUUCGUCAAGCCGCCCUGUUCAAUCCUCACCGAGCCACAACUACCCGACAACGUCUGCCCCAGCGGCGUAUCCCACUGCGCAGCUGCAACAGCCCACCUUCGGAUACCAGAUAGCGCCUGGGCUCGUUCGUCCACCGGGCGCGGGCGACUACGGCCCUAUGCCCGGAGCGUGGCAACCGCACAUGACCCCCGUCUACCAAGCCUCCCCGCAGCAGCCAGCUGCUUAUCAACAGCCGCCCGCGUACCAGCAGGGCUACUCUGCUCCGCAGCAGCGACAACAGGGCAGUGAACGCUCUUGCGAGUGA